AUGACCAUAACAAAAUCGUCAGUACUCGUGCUUCUUUCUGCUCUUUACACAAUGUCCUUCCUACCACAAAUCCAAUCUAGGGUUUUCUUGCCAAUGGAUGCUAACAAUUUCAUCGAACAAACAUGCAAGCAGACCGCAUAUUACGAUCUUUGCACCUCUAUUCUCCGAUCGGAUCCACGUAGCUCAGAUGCGGAUGUGAAAGGCUUGACCUUCAUAGAGGUUGGAGUAUGGGAGGCCAAGGCAAAGGAGACACUAAGCCACAUUGAAGAAUUGAUCAAGGGAAGUCCAAAACAGGAUGAGAAGGCAGCUUUGAGUUCUUGUGCUAACAAUUAUAAUGCAAUUAUAACUACUGAUAUUCCUAAAGCCAUUGGAGGUCUUGAUGCAAAUGACUUCAAGACUACGGAAGUAAGCGCCGAGGAUGCUUGCAGAAAGGCCGAUUCUUGUGCGGAAAGCUUCUCAGGGAGUUCUCCUUUGUCUGAGAUGAACAAACUUGUGCAUGAUACGGCUGCUCUGACCGCCACCAUGGCACUAAUAAUGCUCAACUCUCCAUUUUUGUCUUAG
Molecule: messenger RNA, 561 nt
Organism: Morus notabilis
Lineage: Eukaryota; Viridiplantae; Streptophyta; Magnoliopsida; Rosales; Moraceae
Product: cell wall / vacuolar inhibitor of fructosidase 1
Exons: 2
Coding region: 1-561 (186 amino acids)
Biological process (GO): negative regulation of catalytic activity
Molecular function (GO): enzyme inhibitor activity
Source: RefSeq, a predicted model, not a curated record